This is a messenger RNA of Helianthus annuus (common sunflower), 864 nucleotides long. RefSeq lists its product as uncharacterized. Bases 1 to 864 code for a protein of 287 amino acids. Lineage: Eukaryota; Viridiplantae; Streptophyta; Magnoliopsida; Asterales; Asteraceae. The transcript has a single exon. The record is from RefSeq and is a predicted model, not a curated record.
AUGGAACAGUUACUGGAGGAUGGUCCAUGGAUGAUAAGGAAUGUCCCUAUUAUUCUGAAACAAUGGUCAUCGUCGGCUAAUGUGACGAAGGAGGAAAUUACCGAAAUACCUGUGUGGGUUAAAAUGCAUGAAGUGCCGUUACCUGCAUUUACUGAAGAUGGUUUGAGUUUACUUGCGUCGAAGAUAGGAGUGCCUAAGAUGGUAGAUUCUUACACGGCAUCUAUGUGUUCCGAAUCGUGGGGUAGGAGCAGCUUUGCUCGGGCACUGAUAGAAGUUCAUGCUAGCAAAGAAUUAAAACGAAGUGUGAAGGUUGCAAUACCGUCUAUGGAAGGAACAGGUUAUGCCACGGCUGAGGUGAAAAUUGAAUAUGACUGGGAACCGAUGAGAUGUUCUACAUGUUGUGUUUUUGGACAUGAUGACAAUACGUGCCCAAAGCAACCGAAACCAGAGGCAAAUAAUGAUCUUAACAAGAGAAAAGACAACUUCCAGGAAGUUAAAGGCAAAAAUAAGAAAGGAGGUCAGCAAGGUGUUAACGUUAAAACGCAGAAACAAAAAGUGAUUUAUCGGCCGGUGGUUAAGAAGAAGGUUGAUGGGACGACUGCUUCGUCGUCUCGGGUUCAUGUCUCAAACCCGUUUGAUGUUCUUCAGGUCGAUGAAGAGCAGCCGCAUACGGAUGGGUUGAAUGAUAAAUCUAGUGGCCAACCGAAACCAAAAGCUAAAGGAGGUAUGGACGGAUAUGAGGAGGUUAUCGACGAUGGGGUAGAGGUGGAUGAGCUUUUAGGUGAAAUCCCGAAUUACCUAGAUAAGAAACUGGAAAAAAAAGGAGCUGAGGGUGCAAGCACACCCGGAGAAAGGGGUUUUUAA